This is a messenger RNA of Marmota flaviventris (yellow-bellied marmot), 540 nucleotides long. Its product is annotated as olfactory receptor-like protein OLF4. Gene Ontology annotation, cellular component: membrane. The record is from RefSeq and is a predicted model, not a curated record. Gene Ontology annotation, biological process: G protein-coupled receptor signaling pathway. NCBI's taxonomy places the organism in Eukaryota, Metazoa, Chordata, Mammalia, Rodentia, Sciuridae. Gene Ontology annotation, molecular function: olfactory receptor activity; G protein-coupled receptor activity.
GUCAUCAUGAACCCCCGCUUCUGUGCCCUGCUGGUUCUAAUCUCUCUGCUCAUCAGCACUGUGGAUGCCCUGGUACACACUCUGAUGUUGCUGCAUCUGUCUUUCUGCAAACAUCUGCAGAUCCCCCACUUCUUCUGUGAACUAACUCAGAUCAUCAGGAUGGCCUGUUCUGAUGCUCUCAUCAAUAACAUUGUUGAAUUUUUAGCAACCAUCUUCUUGGGUAUUGCUCCUCUCUCCGGGAUAAUUUUCUCUUAUGCUCAAAUUGUCUCUUCCAUCUUCAGAAUCCCAUCAACUGAUAGAAAAUAUAAAGCUUUUUCUACCUGUGGGUCUCACCUGUCAGUGGUUUCCUUGUUCUAUGGGACUUGUAUUGGGGUUUAUCUUAGUUCUGCUGUUACUGAUUCUCCCAGAAUGAGUGCCAUGGCCUCGGUGAUGUACACUGUGGUCACUCCCAUGCUGAACCCCUUCAUUUACAGCCUGAGGAACAAGGACAUGAAGGGAGCCUUGAGAAAACUCACCUUGGGGACAUUUUUAUUGUUGUGA